ACGACUUCCAUCGUCAUUUCCCAAGUCGUCGUCAUGUGCGUCCAAGAGCCCAAGCAGGCGCGCGAGUUUGCGCGCCUCCCAACGUCCGUCCAGCCCAUCAAGUACACGCUCGACUAUGACGUGAUUGAUUUGGACGGCUUUCGCUUUGAGGGUUCCGAGUCGAUUGCCAUCGCGAUCACCGAAGACACCAAGAGCAUCACGUGCCACGCCGUCGAGCUCUGGGUCCAUGACGUCAGCGUCACGCUCGCGUCGGGCGCGUCGAUCGCUUGCGAUGAGAUCCGGUACACCAAAUUUGACGAGUCGGUCACGUUUGAGUUUCCGACGACGCUGGCCGCGGGCUCGCAUGCGACGCUCCACUUGCGCUUCCACGGUAUCCUCAACGACAAGCUCAAGGGCUUUUACCGCAGUGAGUACACGCAGAACGGCGAGCGCCGCGUCAUGGCCGUGACGCAGUUUGAAGCGUGCGACGCGCGCCGCGCGUUCGUGUGCUGGGACGAGCCUGCGAUCAAGGCCAAGUUUCAGAUUUCCAUGGUGACGCCGAUCGACCGCGAAGCGAUCUCCAACACGCACGUGCUCUCGACGCUUGUGCGCCCCGUCAAGGCCGCGCACUUGACCAAGAACGCGGGCGUCUUUGAGAAAAAGUGGACCUUUGCCGAGACGCCCGUCAUGUCGACGUACCUCGUGGGCAUGGUCGUCGGCGAGUUCGACUACGUCUCGGGCUAUACGGCCGAAGGCGUUCUGGUUCGCGUCUACACGCCGGUCGGGCGCAGCGAGCGCGGUCGGUUCGCGCUGGACGUCGCGACCAAGUGCCUUUCGUUUUUCACGCAAAAGUUUGGCAUCCCGUACCCGCUCACGAAGCUCGACAUGCUCGCGAUCCCCGACUUUAACGCGGGUGCGAUGGAGAACUGGGGCGUCGUGACCUACCGCGAGAUGCGUCUCCUCAUUGACGAGAACGGGUCGUCGAUUGCGCAAAAGACCGCGACCGCGCGGACCGUCUGCCACGAGCUCGCGCACCAAUGGUUUGGCAACCUCGUGACGAUGGAGUGGUGGACGAGCCUCUGGCUCAACGAAGGGUUCGCGCGCUUCAUGGAGUUUGACGCGGUCGACCACAUCUUUCCCGAGUGGAACAUGUGGACCAGUUUUGUCCAAGACAUCACGAUGGGCCUCGCGAUGACCAAGGACGCGAUGCUGAGCUCGCACCCGAUCGAGGUCGAAGUGCACCACCCGGACGAAGUGAACGAGAUUUUCGACACGAUCUCGUACGCCAAGGGCGCCAGCGUCAUCCGCAUGCUCGCCAACGUGGUCGGCCUCGACCAGUUUUAUGCUGGCGUGCACAACUACCUGCUCCAGCACAGCUACGCCAACGCGCGCACGGAGGACCUCUGGGACGCGUUCGAAGCCGCAUCCGGCAUGGAGAUCACGGCCAUGGCCAACACGUGGACCAAGCAGACGGGCUUCCCCGUGCUCUCAAUCACCGAGACGGACGAGGCGACGCUCGAGCUCUCGCAGACGCGGUUUCUCGCGUUUGGCGACGACAACGAAGGCAGCCGCUGGGACGUGCCGCUCACGCUCGCGACGCCGGCCGAGACGACGUCGACGACGAUCUGGACGCACGACAACGAGACGUUCUCGUUGCCCAAGCCGUCGGACGCGCCGUGGUACAAGCUCAACGCGCAGCAGACCGGCUUCUACCUUGUCAACUACCCCGACUCGGCCUGGCACGCGCUCAAGGAGCCGGUGCGCAGCCUCGAGCUCGGUGUCGUCGACCGCGUGUCCUUGCUUUCGAGUGUCUUUAUGCUGGCCCGCGCCGGCGUGUUGAGCUGCGCCGACGCGCUCGCGUUCUCGGAAGCGUUUGCGGCCGAGCCCGAGUACCUCUGCUGGAAGGAGCUCUCGGAGAACCUCCAGGCGUACACGUCGCUCUUCCACGACGACGAGGCGUGCGCGCCGGCGCUUCGCACCUAUGUCCAGGGCCUUUACGCCAACGUCUUUGCGUCGCUCACGUGGGACAAGCUCGAGACGGACGUCGAGAUGACGAGCAACUUUCGCCGCAUCGUGCUCGCCAUGCUUGGUGGCGCCCGCGACCCGGACGUCCUCGCCGAGGCCUCGCGCCGCUUCCACGCCGGAAACCUCUCGGCCGACUUGCGCUCGGUGGUCUACUCGCUCCAUGCGCGCCAGGCGAGCGCGCCGUCCGAGGCCAAGGCGGUCUUUGAGUACUUUUCCAGCACGUACUUGACGAGCGAUUUCAUCGAAGAGCAGCUCGACUGCCUCUCCAACAUUGGCAAGAUCCCGGGCCUCAAGCUGCAGACGCUGCAGUGGGGCGUCGAGAACGUGCGCGCGCAGGACAUCCAGUACAUCUUUAGCAGCGUCGCCAGCGACAUGGCCGGCGCCGACCUCGCGUGGACGUACGUGCAGGAGCACUGGGCGGCGCUCAACGCAAAGUUUGCGCCGAUCCAGGUCGGCCGCAUCCUCACGUCGGCGAUCACGCGCUUCCAGAGCGACGACCGCGCGCUCGAGGUCGAGGCCUUCUUGGCCACGCGCCAGCACCCCGCGUACGCGCGUGUGGUGGACGCGACCCUCGAACGCAUCCGCACCCGCGCUGCCAUGUACGCUCGCGACCAAGACAGCAUGCGCAGUUGGCUCGCGACGCUUGCCGAGUAA
Messenger RNA from Saprolegnia parasitica CBS 223.65, 2658 nucleotides. RefSeq lists its product as hypothetical. NCBI's taxonomy places the organism in Eukaryota, Oomycota, Saprolegniomycetes, Saprolegniales, Saprolegniaceae. Gene Ontology annotation, molecular function: peptide binding; metalloaminopeptidase activity; zinc ion binding. The record is from RefSeq and is a predicted model, not a curated record. Gene Ontology annotation, biological process: proteolysis; peptide catabolic process. The transcript is spliced from 3 exons. The coding region runs from base 34 to 2658 and encodes 874 amino acids. Gene Ontology annotation, cellular component: cytoplasm.